This is a messenger RNA of Phaethon lepturus (White-tailed tropicbird), 2818 nucleotides long. It is a transcript of the gene PNPLA6, whose product is annotated as patatin-like phospholipase domain containing 6. The annotation marks the transcript as partial. The transcript is spliced from 22 exons. NCBI's taxonomy places the organism in Eukaryota, Metazoa, Chordata, Aves, Phaethontiformes, Phaethontidae. Gene Ontology annotation, biological process: phosphatidylcholine metabolic process. Gene Ontology annotation, molecular function: phosphatidylcholine lysophospholipase A1 activity. Gene Ontology annotation, cellular component: endoplasmic reticulum. The record is from RefSeq and is a predicted model, not a curated record.
AUGCUGCUGACCCCCCGGUCCCCUCCCUCACCCGUCGCAGGCAUCCAGAAGGGUCCCCGCUCCGACUUCGACAUGGCCUACGAGCGCGGCCGCAUCUCGGUGUCGCUGCAGGAGGACAGCACCGGCGCCUUGGCCGCCUUCUCCCGGUCCGUCUCGCAUGAGCCCAAGGAGCGCAAGUCUGUGACGGUGGAGGAGCAACCGUCUGGUGUCUACCACUACAACUACUGCGAGGACGAUUCGGCAACUGGGGACUGUCCCUUCGGACCCUACCAGGGCCGCCAGACCAGCGCCAUCUUUGAGGCUGCCAAGCGGGAGCUGGUCAAGCUCAUGAAGGUGGAGGACCCUUCUCUCCUCAACAACCGCGUUUUGCUCCACCACGCCAAAGCUGGAACGGUCAUUGCCCGUCAAGGGGACCAGGACGUGAGCCUCCACUUUGUGCUGUGGGGCUGCCUGCACGUGUACCAGCGGAUGAUCGACAAGGCGGAGGAUGUCUGCCUCUUCUUGACGCAGCCCGGCGAGAUGGUGGGACAGCUGGCUGUGCUCACUGGCGAGCCCCUCAUCUUCACCAUCAAGGCCAACCGCGACUGCACCUUCCUCAAGAUCUCCAAGUCAGACUUCUAUGAAAUCAUGCGGGAGCAGCCCAGCGUGGUGCUGAGUGUCGCCCACACCGUGGCCGCCCGUAUGUCACCCUUCGUGCGCCAGAUGGAUUUUGCCAUCGACUGGAUGGCGGUGGAGGCGGGCCGGGCGCUCUACAGGCAGGGUGACAAGUCAGACUGCACCUACAUCGCGCUCAACGGGCGCCUCCGCUCCGUCAUCCAGAAGGGCAGUGGCAAGAAAGAGCUCAUCGGGGAGUACGGCCGUGGAGACCUCAUUGGCGUGGUGGAAGCCCUCACCCGGCAGCCCCGUGCCACCACAGUGCACGCGGUCCGGGACACGGAGCUGGCCAAGCUGCCCGAGGGCACCUUGAACAACAUCAAGCGCAGAUACCCCCAGGUUGUCACCCGCCUCAUCCACCUCCUGAGCCAGAAGAUCUUGGGAAACCUUCAGCAGCUCCGUGGGCCCUUUGCAAGCUCUGGCUUGGGCAUGGCCUCCAGCUCGGAGCCCACCAACCCCACCAGCAACCUGUCGACGGUGGCAGUGCUGCCGGUGUGCGACGACGUGCCCACAGCUGCCUUCACGCUGGAACUCAAGCACGCGCUCAAUGCCAUCGGUCCCACGCUGCUCCUCACCAGUGACAUCAUCCGUGCCCGUCUCGGCUCUUCAGCGCUGGACAGCAUCCAGGAGUACCGCCUGUCGGGCUGGCUGGCGCAGCAGGAGGACAUCCACCGCAUCGUCUUGUACCAAACCGACUGUACCCUGACGCCGUGGACUGUGCGCUGCAUCCGUCAAGCCGACUGCAUCCUCAUCGUAGGGUUGGGCGACCAAGAGCCGGCACUGGGAGAGCUGGAGCAGAUGCUGGAGAACACGGCAGUACGUGCGCUGAAGCAGUUGGUCCUCCUACACCGCGAGGAUGGUCCCAGCCCUUCCCGCACCGUUGAGUGGCUCAACAUGCGCAGCUGGUGCUCGGGCCACCUCCACAUCAAGUGUCCCCGACGCGUCUUCUCUCGCCGUAGUCCCACCAAACUACGGGAGAUGUACGAGAAGGUGUUUGAGAAGAGCGCCGACCGGCACAGCGACUUCUCCCGGUUGGCGCGUGUCCUCACCGGCAACACCAUCGCCCUCGUCUUGGGGGGUGGUGGAGCCAGGGGUUGCUCCCACAUCGGGGUGAUCAAAGCGAUGGAGGAGUCGGGGAUCCCCAUCGACAUGGUGGGUGGCACCUCCAUCGGCUCCUUCAUCGGGGCGCUCUACGCCGAGGAGCGCAGCGCCGUCCGCACCAAGCAGCGGGCGCGCGAGUGGGCCAAGUGCAUGAAUUCGGUGUUUGAGACUGUCCUGGACCUCACCUACCCCAUCACCUCCAUGUUUUCGGGCUCAGCCUUCAACGCCAGCAUCAACAAGGUUUUCCAGGACAAGCAGAUCGAGGACCUGUGGCUGCCCUACUUCAAUGUCACAACCGACAUCACGGCCUCGGCCAUGCGGGUGCACACGGACGGCUCGCUCUGGCGGUACGUGCGAGCCAGCAUGACCCUUUCUGGGUACCUACCGCCACUCUGCGACCCCAAGGACGGCAACUUACUGAUGGACGGUGGUUACAUCAACAACCUGCCAGCCGACAUUGCCCGCAACAUGGGUGCCAAGACGGUGAUCGCCAUCGACGUGGGCAGCCAGGAUGAGACGGACCUGUGCAACUAUGGGGACAGCCUGUCUGGGUGGUGGCUUCUCUGGAAACGUCUCAACCCCUGGGCUGAAAAAGUCAAGGUGCCUGACAUGGCGGAGAUCCAGUCCCGCCUGGCCUAUGUGUCAUGCGUGCGGCAGCUGGAGGUGGUGAAGUCCAGCUCGUACUGCGAGUACAUCCGCCCCCCCAUUGACCGCUUCAAGACCAUGGAUUUUGGCAAGUUCGACGAGAUCUACGACGUGGGGUACCAGCAUGGCAAGGUGGUCUUCGACGGCUGGAGCCGGGGUGACAUCAUUGAGAAGAUGGUGAAGGACCGGCACUCGGCUGACUUCUACGAGAGCAAACGCAUGGACGUGCUCACGUGUCCCAGCGCCGGCUUCACCGACCUGGCAGAGAUCGUGUCCCGCAUCGAGCCCGCCAAGCCCUACUUGUCCGACGGAUACGCGGACGAGGAGUCCGACUACCUCACUGAGUACGAGGAUGAGGGGCCGGAGCCAGCGCGGGGCGAGGAGGACGCGUUUGCCCCCGCCGAGUGGGCCGGUGCCG